Messenger RNA from Trichoplax adhaerens, 1668 nucleotides. RefSeq lists its product as uncharacterized. Lineage: Eukaryota; Metazoa; Placozoa; Uniplacotomia; Trichoplacea; Trichoplacidae. Bases 1 to 1668 code for a protein of 555 amino acids. Gene Ontology annotation, molecular function: calcium ion binding. The record is from RefSeq and is a predicted model, not a curated record. The transcript has 3 exons.
AUGCACCUGUCUGGCUGGAUUCGCAGGCGAUCAGUGCACUAUAAGUUAGUUGAUAAUCUGAUAUUUUUAUAUCUUUGUUGCGUAAGUCCGAUCUUAGUAAUACAUAACUUGAUUUCUCAAUAUGCUUCUUUUCAUUUAUGCUCUAAAGACAUUAACGAAUGCUUAUCCUCUCCAUGUCUAAAUAAUGCUACGUGUGCUGAUGUAAUUAAUGGUUAUUACUGCCAGUGUAUUGCUGGUUAUACUGGAGCAUAUUGUAGCCAAGAUAUUGAUGAAUGUUUAUCGUUGCCAUGUCAAAGCGAUGGAGAAUGUAUCAAUCAAAUUAACAAAUAUGUCUGUAACUGCAUUUCUGGGUUUACUGGAACUGAUUGUCAAACCAAUAUCAAUGAAUGCAGCAGUAGUCCUUGUCAAAAUGGUGGAAGAUGUCAAGAUUUAAUUGACGGCUAUAACUGUACUUGCAUACCUGGUUAUGAAGGAGAUGAAUGUCAAACUAAUAUCGAUGAUUGCGAAAGUGGUCCAUGCUUAAACGAUGGCACAUGCAACGAUUUAAUCGAUCAAUAUGACUGCUUAUGCUUACCUGGCUAUACUGGAUUUGAUUGUGAAAUAGAAAUUAUUGAAUGCUCGUCAAAUCCAUGUCAAUAUAACGGAACUUGCAUCGAUUUAAUUAACCGUUAUAACUGUACCUGUGCCGCUGGCUAUACAAAUGACAAUUGUGAAAGUAAUAUCAAUGAAUGCGUAAGUAAUCCAUGCAUCCAAGGAUCAUGCAAUGAUUUGGUCAAUGGAUACAAUUGUAGCUGUUCGGUCGGUUAUACUGGUACCCACUGUAAUAUCAAUAUUAAUGAAUGUUCAUCGUCUCCCUGUACAAAUGGCGGACAAUGCAUUGACGGUAUUAACAGUUACUCAUGUAAUUGUACAUCAUCUGGUUUUAGUGGAACUCACUGUGAAACGAAUAUUGACGAAUGUAUUUCCAAUCCGUGCAGUAACAAUGCAAGUUGCAGUGAUUCUAUAAAUGGAUAUGCUUGUAUUUGUGCGCUAGGUUAUAAUGGAACAAACUGUGAAAGCGAAAUUAAUGAAUGCAAUAGUAAUCCUUGCCAAAACUUAGCUACUUGCCACAAUCUUAUCAAUGGUUAUAACUGUACUUGUUUAUCUGGAUAUCGAGGAACAGAUUGCAAAAUUGAUUACAAUGAAUGUCAAUCUAAGCCGUGUUUAAAUGGUGGCCGAUGCAAUGACUAUAUAAAUAAAUAUAAUUGUUCUUGCUUAUCUGGCUAUACAGGACACCAAUGUGAAACAUGUAUCAAUGAAUGUAGUAGCUUUCCAUGUAUAAACGGCGGCAUGUGUAACGAUAUGGUCGAUAUGUAUAAUUGUACAUGCCAACCUGGUUAUACUGGAACACAUUGUGAAGUAAAUAUUGAUGAAUGUGCUUCCUACCCAUGCCAAAAUUCAGGAACAUGCAUCGAUUUAAUCGAUCAUUACAAUUGCAACUGUUUACCUGGCUAUACUAACAAUCGCUGUGAUAUCAUAGUUGAUAGAUGUUCAUCAUCGCCUUGUGUAAAUAGUGGUCAAUGUAUCCGUGGUGUUGAUAUUUAUACCUGCAAUUGUUCAUCGACUGGUUUCACUGGAAUCCAUUGCGAAACGAGUAAGAUCUAUAGAUUUUGUACACUAAUUGUUUGA